Messenger RNA from Saprolegnia parasitica CBS 223.65, 3066 nucleotides. RefSeq lists its product as hypothetical. The record is from RefSeq and is a predicted model, not a curated record. Gene Ontology annotation, molecular function: structural molecule activity; protein binding. NCBI's taxonomy places the organism in Eukaryota, Oomycota, Saprolegniomycetes, Saprolegniales, Saprolegniaceae. Gene Ontology annotation, cellular component: COPII vesicle coat; endoplasmic reticulum exit site. The transcript has 9 exons. Bases 1 to 3066 code for a protein of 1021 amino acids. Gene Ontology annotation, biological process: endoplasmic reticulum to Golgi vesicle-mediated transport; intracellular protein transport; COPII-coated vesicle cargo loading.
AUGUCGGUCCUAAAGGAAGUCAACGGCCCCGCCACGACGGCGUGGUGCCCCAUCAAGCGCCCGCGCGAUGCUGUCCUCGCGAUGGGCUCGCUGCGCGAAGGCAAGCAUGAGCUUGCGCUCUACUCGAUGAACAUGGCGGUACCUAGCCGGGCCAUGGAGCGCCUCGGCAGCGUCGCCACGUCGUCGCGGUUCCUCUCCGUCUCGUGGGCCGACGUGCUCAAGCACCGCGCGUCCUGCUCUCUUGGUGUCAUUGCCGGCGGCAUGGAAGACGGUACCGUGUGUCUCUGGAGCGCCAACAAGGUCUUGCACAGCGACCCUACGCUGCUCGGGUCGGUCACGAAGCACAAGGGCGCGGUCAACGCGGUGCAAUUCAACCCGCGGCCCGAUAGCUCCCACUUGAUUGCCUCGGGCGGCGCGGACGGCGAGAUGUACAUUACGUCGCUUGCCAAGCUCGAGAAGCCCAUGAUCUUUGCGCCUGGCCCGUCCAUCGCGCAGGCAGGCCAGGAGAUCACGACGGUGGCGUGGAACACGCAGGCCGCGUUCAUUGUCGCGUCCGGCUCGCAGUCGGGGACGACGACCAUCUGGGACUUGAAGCAGAAGCAGCCGUGGUGCCAGCUUCAUGACCCGUACGGUGCGCCGGCGUCGGUCAUUGCGUGGAGCCCGCACGAAGGCCUCCAGCUCAUCACGGCGUCCAACGAUGACGCGCACCCCGUCGUGCGGCUCUGGGAUCUCCGCGGGUCCAAGACGACGCCGCUCGCCGAGUUUUACGAGCACCGUGCUGGCAUCCUCUCGGCCGCGUGGAACCCCCAUGACGCCGGAUUCGUACUGACAAGCGCCCGGGACAACCGGACGUUGGUGUGGGAUUUGCACUCGAAUCAGUUGGCACUCGAAGUCUACGAUCAGCAAGCAGACGGCAGCUACUACAGCGGCGGGUACGAGCGCAGUCAUGUGCAGUGGUCGCCGCUCUCGCCUGGCCUCUUCUCGGCCGCGACGCCGGCGAGCACCCAAGUGCUUGGUGUGCACAGUCUCGGUGCACAGGCGUUGUAUGCGCCCGAGUGGACGACGCAAGCCGCGACCCCCGACGUCAGCGCCAGCGUGGCCAACCCGCUCGCGCUGGUAGACGCGGCGGACGCGCUCGAGAUCCGUGGCGUCGACGGCAAGGCGUUCUGCGACUACAAGAUCGGCGCCAUGGACGAGAGCAGUGUCGAGUGGGGCUUUCUCAAAAUCCUCUUUGCCGACGACGCGCGCAAGCAGCUGCUGUUGCACCUCGGUUUCGACGAAGACGAGAUCGAAGCCGAGGCGACGCGGUUCAUGGAUGCCAAGACAACACCCGGUGGCGACCCGUCGCUGCCGUCCGACCCGCUGCCCAUCUUUACGCGCGAGUCGGAGGAGAUGGUCAAGCGCGCGCUGCUGGUUGGCAACUUUGAAGCCGCCGUCGAGUGCUGCCUCCGACACAACCAGCUCGCAAACGCACUUUUACUUGCGACCUGCGGCGGCCCCGAGCUCUGGCACCGAACCCAAGAAGCGUUCUUCCAGCAGCAGCAGCGGCCCUUCAUGAAGAUUGUGGCCGCCAUCAUCAAGAAUGAGCUCGCGACGCUCGUCCAAGAGUCGGACGUGGCCAAGUGGAAGGAGACACUGGCCAUUUUGAGUACGUACUCGAAGAGCGAAGAGUUCCCGAACCUCUGCGACCAGCUCGCGCUGCGGCUCUAUGACGCGGGCGACGUGGCAUCCGCGACGCUCUGCUUUAUCUGUGCCAUGAACAUGGACCGCGCGAUCGCCAUUUGGGCAGACCGGGUGCACGCAACGGACGACGCAUCCAAGCCGCUCGCCAUCUUGCACGCUGUCGAGAAGAUCAGCGUCUUCAAGCAGGCGACGGGCCACGCGUCGUCGGCGGCGUUGCCGCUCUACAGCGAGUAUGCGUCCAUGAUGCUCUCGAUUGGGCAGCUCGACAUUGCGGCCAAGUACGGCAAGCACGACGCAGCCAUCAUGGAACGCCUGCAACAAGGUGCCCAACCGACGUACGCGCCGUCCUACCAGCAGCCGUCCUACCAACAGCCGUACGUCCCAGAGCCGACGCACCAGUCCCCGCCCCAGCCGCCGCAGGACUAUGCGCCAUCUCCCGAGAUGUACCAACCGCAGCAAGGCCACCACGAGUACGAGGCGCAGCCAGGCCACCAUGAGUACCCGGCGCCGCAGGAAUACACAGCACAGCAGGCGUACGCAGCACAGCACGACGUUGCGCCGCAGCCGACGCACGAAUAUGGUUUGACGCCACCUGCCCCCGACACCUUCCGUGCGCACGAAGGCAUGAACCUGGAGCCGGCGCACCAAGACCAGCCGCACGAGUCGCACGCCUCGGAGGCGCCAGCGGCGUACUCUUCCGAGUUUGCUUCGCACGACGACGACGUGCCGGUGGUCAAUACGUACGAGCAGCACGGGACGGAGCCUGUCGCCUACGAAGGAGUCCCGGCGUUGCAGCAGGAGGCGCAUUAUUUGGAGCCGCCGCACUCGGAGCCAAUCGGCCAGCCGACCGAAGACGCGCCGGUGCAAGCGCACUCUGCGCCGCCGACGCACCUGCAUGACGCGCCGAUCGAAGACGCGCUGCACGUCGACACGGCGCCCAAGCCGUUGCUACUCAACGCCGCACGCACCAAGUCGCCAGCGGCGCCCAAACCCGCAACGCCAAUAGUCGCUGCCAACACGCCGCCGUACGUUUCGUCGGUCGACUUGAGUGGCGUGCACGAAGACGACAUGGUUGUCGUGACGGCCGUGAGCGGCCUCAUUGGUGCUCUCGAGAUGCAAAAGCUGCCGCCGAUGGAAGCGCGGCAAUUGGGCGAGAUCAAGAAGGCGGCCGACGUGCUCUUUACCAAGCUCGGCCACGCUGCCGACUUGGGCGACGCGGUCCUCGACCUCAUCCACGACCUCGCGGGCGGCCUCGCAGCGCGGGACAUCAAGCAUGCGCAGCAAGUGCAUGUGCUCUUGACGAAGGACCACUGGGCCAAGCAAAAAGACUGGCUCAAGGGUCUCAAAGCACUCAUCCAAAUCGCCAUCAAGCGCAUUCGGUAG